GAGGCCGGAGCGGCUCAACCGGAACCGGAAGAGGCGUGGCCAGAGCGGCUCCGCUGUUCCCAUGGCAACGACGGACGCCGGAAGUCCCAUAACCGGAAGUGCCGAAACCCGGAAGUGCCGAAACCCGGAAGUGCCGAUGGAGCGGCCGGAGGGCUCGAUCCAGUGCCGGGUUUUCUGGGGCUCCCGCGAAGUCUCGCGUUGGGACCGCCCCAAAUCUCGCGAGAGGCUGCGCAGGGCGGUGGCGCGGCUGCUGCUCCCUCAGGGAUUCCCCGAGAGCGUCAGCCCCGACUACGGCCGCUACCAGUGCUGGGACAGCCUGCAGGCUCUCUGCUCCUCGCUGUGCUCGUCUCUCUCCGCCCGGGCCGUGCUCGAGGCCGUCGGGGUCGGCGACGGCGCCGCCUCCGUCACCGGGGCCGCGCUCACCUGGCUGCUGAGAGACGGGGUCGGGAUCGUCACCCGGAUCGUCUUCGUGUGGCUGCAGGGGAGCCACCUGGACUGUGAGGCCAAGCAAUGGCGGCUGGUGGCGGACGUGCUCAAUGACGUCGCCCUGGUGAUGGAAAUCCUGGCACCCCAUUGGCUGAGCCUUGGCCCCGCCCUCCUGGUCAUGGCGGCCGCCGCCAGGUGCGUGGUGGGCGUGGCCGGCGGCGCCACCCGGGCGGCCUUGGCCGUGCACCAGGCCCGGAGGGACAACGUGGCCGACGUGGCCGCCAAGGACAGCAGCCAGGAGACGCUGGUGAACGGGGCGGGGCUGCUGCUGUCGCUGCUGCUGCUCCCCCUAUUGGACGGGCGGCCAUGGCUCACCUGGGCCGCGCUGGGGCUGCUCCUGGCCGCUCACCUGGGCUCCAACAUGGCCGCCCUGGGCUCCCUCACCCUCACCUCCCUGAACAGGCCCCGCCUCCGCCUGGCCAUUGGCUGGGCCCUGCGAGGGGGCGGGGCCGGCGGGGAAAGGGGCGUGGUCAGCCCCGGAGUGGGCGGGGUCGAGCUGGAGCUGCCCCGCCCCGAGCAGGUGAACCCGCGGGAGCCGCUGCUGCCAGGGUUCGGGUCCCGCCUCCGCCUCCACCUGGGGGCGCCCCUGGAGCGGCUCGUGAGCAGCGAGGCCGAGUUCCGGAAGGCUCUGGAAUGCGGAACCCCCGAUUACAUCAUCGUGCUCCGCCCCUCCCAAGGCCGCGUGUCCGUGGGGCUCCGUCGCGGCGCUCCCUCGGUAUCGGCGCUGUUCGGCUGCGCUCAGGCGCUGCUGCUGGAGCAGCUCCUGGGGCCGCCCCUGGGGGGCGCCGCCACCGCCCUGGGACGGAAACUGGCGCCGCUGCAGAGACGCCUGCAGAGCUGCCCUGCGGGCGCGGUGCCCUGGGGGGUCGUGGCCGAGACCUCGCGGCUCUUCCGGGAACUGGGCCCCGCCCUCCUGCGAGGACUCGAGGCCGCGGGCUGGGACACGCAGCGCCCCCUCCUGGCCACGGACGAGUGGAGCCUCGAGUGGGCGGAGCCAGCGCCGGGCCACGCCCACGAGUGAGGCCACGCCCCCCUCCAGCAAAGCCACGCCCCCUUCGGCAAAGCCACGCCCACUUUCCGUGGGAAAAGGCGGGAAAUGUCACGGAAAAUAAAAAUUUUGUGGAA
Molecule: messenger RNA, 1611 nt
Organism: Taeniopygia guttata (zebra finch)
Lineage: Eukaryota; Metazoa; Chordata; Aves; Passeriformes; Estrildidae
Gene: RUSF1
Product: RUS family member 1
Source: RefSeq, a predicted model, not a curated record